AGAAAUUGAGGGAACUGAAAUCCUAUCAAGAACUUAGUCCAACCAAGUACUAACUCCACUUCAAAUUCCUUCUUGUCCAACUGUCUCAGACAGUGUGAUUCCAGGGACUGAGGGUCCAAUUGUAGCUGUGCUGCCCUCCUGGUGCAUUCCUCGAGUUCAGAAAGAGUUCAGGGAAUCCCUUCACUGCUGCAAGCUUCCUUGAGGAGCAGAAAGAAAGCAUGGAGGAAUUGCACUACCCAUACUGCGAGAACACAGCAGGUUCUCGCAAAGUGUUACAUUUAAUGCUAAAACUGUGAAACACAAAACAAGGAAAUCUUUCUUUCUGUCCUUCCUCCUGCCAACUCAAACCAACCCAAGACCACUGUGCCUGCCAUUUCCAAACUCUCAUUCCUACCAGACACACAUUUCUAGGUACUCCAUGUUCCCAAACUUCAGAUCACCUGAGGAUCAAGACACUGGGAUUGAUGCAAGCAGUCAUCAGCCUUUCCAUCCCAAUAUCCCUACCAAGGCUUUUGAUGUGGUUGUCCUAAGGAAGACCCUAGAAGAGCCAGAAUCUGAAUAUAUCAGUGGUCAAGCUAAGCAUCUCGGCUUAAGUAAUCGAUCUAGGCAUGAAGUUUUCAGUAUUCCCUCUGACUCCCAGAAGAAGGCUGUGCAGUGGCCAGGACAUCCUGCCAACACACUGACAGGCUGGUGUCUCUAUUUCCACGUCGUCAAGAAAAUAGAUGUCCUCUUCCUUCCUAAGUUUGACGAAGAAAAGGAUCAAAUAUACUAUCCAAAUCCACCAAAGAUAGUGGCCCCUGACUCCACUUUUAAAGAGCUAGAACAUAAACUCUGUCCAAGAACAACCAAUAUGCCACGAAACACUGAAAGGGCACUGGGGAUCACAACAUACAGUGGAGACUUCACAGAAAGAGGUCUGAUGAAUCCUCCUAUCCUGGAUAACUACUACAUGAAAGAAGUUGGCAGAUUAACUGGAAAACUAGGCGAAGACGUAGAACUAAAAGAAACAUUUCUGCCCAGUCUCUCACAAGUGAGACCUCUCGAAGAGCACACUGCAUGUUUACUUCAGGGUCAACAUCCCCAUGAAUCAAUUCUGCAAGAACAGUAUUCCUCCAAGCAGGCCACUCUGUCUCAGACAUGCUACUAGAAAGUUCAUUAUCUGGAUACAAGGCCGCCAAUAAACAAACGUCAGAAAACUACUGACACAUUGCAAACAGAAGCAUUGUACAGGGGGCAGCCUUCAGGAAGGCCUGAACUUGAAUCCCUUCCAAAAUCUGUGGUGCCUUAUGAAGCCUUCAAGCCCAGACAUUUGGAUCAACAUACAAUAUGGGAAAACCCAGUUAGACUAAUAAACUGGCCUGAAGAAGCAGGAUAUCAGCCUGCAUGGAGACCAGAGGAUGGGCCAGAGGCAGAACUGCCUGAGAUCCCUAGCUGCGAGGUUCCUCGGCACCAGAGAGCACUGCUGGAGCUGCAGCAUUCCUUCGCUAAGACAACAGUACAAAAACGUUUUCAUGAUUCCAUAAGAGAGACAAAAGACUUCAGAGAUAACAUUACUAAGGGGAGACACAAAUUCUAUGGUUUCAACGAUUUUUAUUUUGGUCCUUCAAAGUUGAACAACAAAUAA
This is a messenger RNA of Leptosomus discolor (cuckoo roller), 1624 nucleotides long. The record is from RefSeq and is a predicted model, not a curated record. NCBI's taxonomy places the organism in Eukaryota, Metazoa, Chordata, Aves, Leptosomiformes, Leptosomidae.